Microdochium trichocladiopsis is the source of this 5143-nucleotide messenger RNA. RefSeq lists its product as uncharacterized. Gene Ontology annotation, cellular component: membrane; intracellular membrane-bounded organelle. The coding region runs from base 122 to 4894 and encodes 1590 amino acids. Gene Ontology annotation, biological process: lipid transport; transmembrane transport. The transcript is spliced from 3 exons. Gene Ontology annotation, molecular function: ATP binding; lipid carrier activity; ABC-type transporter activity. Lineage: Eukaryota; Fungi; Ascomycota; Sordariomycetes; Xylariales; Microdochiaceae. The record is from RefSeq and is a predicted model, not a curated record.
UAACCUUAUAAUUCGCAAAUCCGACCUGUUGCCCAUUUCUUUAACAAGAUAUCGAAUAGCUCUUCACAUGGCUGUCGACAAACUUGUCUCUCAUCCAGGUGCCACAAUCUGAGAGUACAGCAUGGCGGCUCCCAGCUUGUUCAGAAGCCAAUUAUUGGCGUUGCUGAGGAAGAAUCUCAUGGUCAUCAUUGUCCGCUCUUGGAUUUCGACUCUCAUCCGAGCUGCCAUCCUACCCGUUGCAUUCGUUGCACUACUGCUCUGCAUCCCGAAAUUCACAGCGCGUCCUUCCAAGCUCAAUGGCCACUCCGACGUCACGUCCGUCCGGUCGCUUGCCGAAGUGAUGGGAUCAAAACCUCUUGUCCUCUACAGAGAUCCAGGAGUAGGUCCUGAUAUCGACCACGUUAUCGAAACCAUCACCAGCCCACUCGACGCGGACCUCGUCAAGUUUCUCGAUCGUGUCGACGAUGUCGAUACCGUCUGCCCAGUCGACUUUGAUGGCAACUCACCUUGCUUUGCCAUGGUUCUUUUCAACGACUCUCCCCUCAGUGGCAGGGUGAACGCCAGCUGGGAAUAUGUCAUACGCGUCGACCCGGGCAUACAGAUGUGGUCACCCAACAUUUUCGACAAGAAUAACGCGUACAACAACUUGCAGCUACCUCUCAUCACCACCAUCGAGAAUGCAAUGCUGAACUCAACCACCAAGUACGACACGAUGCUAUACACGACUUACAGCCAGAGUGUCGAACAGGCCGCAAAGUACGCGCGGAUAGAUUAUUUGACGAUGUGCCUGUUCAUUAUCAACUUCGCCUUUUACGUCGCUAUCGCCUCUGUAGCCCAUCACAUUAGUUGUGUGAUUUGUGGAGAUCGCGCAUCCGGGAUGUCGCAUCUCAUCGACGCGAUGGGUGGAGGUGCAGCAUGGGCUCGCGUGCUCUCAAACAUCUUAUUCUUUGAUGCCCUGUACCUGCCCCUGUGGUUGAUCAUGGCCGGCUUAUUUCAAGCUCUUCUGUUCCAACAUGUCAACUUUGGUCUCACCCUGGCAUGGAUGGUCCUCUCCGGUCUGGCUACCGCAAGCUUCAGCGCGUUCCUGGCAUCCCUCUUCAGAAAAGGAUCUCAGGGUCCUCUGGUGGUCGGUAUCAUCGUCCUCGUUCUCGCAGUUGGCGGUGCCAUGUCAGAGAGCAUGCAGAACGUCAGCAUGGGUAUGAUCCUGGGCCUGGGUGCUGUCUUCCCCCCUAUGGAUUUCAUCUUUUUCUUCAACUUCCUGUUGAGAUCAGAAAUUGACGAGCUGGAUGUCAUCGCGACUCAACCACUCCCCAUCGAUGAGUACAGCUGGGGACCAACGAGAGUGAUGUGGUACAACGAGAUCGGGUGUUACCCAUUCCUCAUCUUCCUCACUGUCCACAUUUUCCUAUUCCCGUUCCUAGCCUGGCUAGUGGAGUCCAAAGUCCAUGGAAACAACCGUGUGCGCAGAAGCUUCGACACUUCUCCCGAAGGAGAAGGAUCACAUGUAGCUAUCCGAACCACUGGUCUCGUCAAGCACUAUUCCCCAAGCCUCUGGCGCAUGAUCUUCUGCUGCGGACGCGGCAAAACCGUCAAGGCUGUCGAUGGGCUUGAUUUGAUCAGCCACAAACGUCAAAUCAUGUGCCUCCUUGGUCCUAACGGAAGCGGGAAGACCACCACCCUGGAAAUGCUCGCAGGCUUCCAAGCCCCGACUGCUGGAUCCAUCGAGUUCAACGUCUCGCCUUCCUCAAUUGGAAUUUGUCCUCAAAAGAACACCAUGUGGGACAAUCUGACCGUUCGCGAACACCUCACGAUUUGGAACAUUCUGAAAGGGAGCGCCGAUAAUGCUUCUAGCAUUGACGAACUCAUGGAGACUUGUGACCUCACGCAGAAGAAGGACAAGCUGGCACGGAGCCUUAGCGGCGGCAUGAAGCGAAAGUUGCAACUUGCUUGUAUGCUGGUCGGUGGCAGCUCCGUCUGCCUGCUCGACGAAGUGACCUCUGGGCUUGAUCCGAUAUCGCGCCGCGUCAUCUGGAAUGCUAUUCUCCGAGAGCGUUCGCGUCGCACCAUGAUACUUACGACCCAUUUCCUCGACGAGAGCGAGGUAUUGUCCGACCACAUUACAAUCUUGACUUUGGGCAAGAUGAAAUGCCAGGGCACACCGGCUGAGCUCAAGAGUGAAUACGGCGGCGGUUACCGGGUACACAUACCAAAAACGGUAGACGUUUCUAGGGUCGAUUUGGCCCUCACGGAAAAAAGUGAUCGGUACAUUGCCACAACGCCUGACUCGGUGGCUGCUUCGAAACUCCUUGCGUCCCUCUCCUCUGAGGGUGACGAUUCCCAGCUGUACAUGACCGGCCCCACGAUUGAGGAUGUCUUUCUCAAGGUGGCAGAGGAGCCGCAUACUCUGGCUGGCGAAGCCAUCGACGCCCUUUCUCAGAGUGAGUCUUUGACCACAGUCACAAACACCGCGCCAGGGAAACGAACGCCGAAGUCCCUGUCUCUCACGAGCCUUUAUUCCAACCAACUCCGCGCAUUCCUGAUUAAGCGAAUCCUUGUGCUGCGUUCGUACUGGUGGGCGUACAUUCUGGUUUUGUUCCUGCCCAUAAUCAUCACCUGGGGUGUUCGCGGCUUCAUCAUGGACCUGCGAACCAACCUCAAGUUUGAUCCUCCCAAGUGCGAGACUCUGGUGAUCCGUGAGCCCGGCUACGACAGCGAGCUAAGAUUCUAUUCGAUGGGGUAUUUGGCUCUCGGGCCACAAACCGUCAACGAGUCGACCGCGGAUGCCAUCGCGGACAUGAAUGGCGGUUCCCUCUACCCAAGCUACUCAUAUUCUGGCUGGGAGUACGGGCCCUUCGUUUACAACAGUCGACAGGAUCUGAUAGACUUUGUUCUCUCGCAUCCCAACAACGUAAGUGAGGGAGCAAUCUGGCUGGGCGAGAACCCCCUGCUCAUGAUAAGCGACACCGGCGGAGGCGGUGACAUCCCACACCUCGCCAAUGCUGUCCGGAGUAACACGACGAUCACGGCAAAAGUUGGCACGCUUGCCGGCUGGCGCCCUGCAACAGUCGGCCUCUCAUUCGUCUACAUCACCGUCAUCUCCCUGGCGAUGUUCCUGUACCCAUGCUUCUUUUCUCUCUAUCCAACAUAUGAGCGGAAGUCCCAGGUUCGCGCGUUGCAGUUUUCCAAUGGUGUGCGGCCGCUGCCUCUGUGGCUAGCAUAUCUCCUGUUCGACUUCACUUUUGUGCUCAUCAUCGCAGCCGCGUGUACCGCAGUCAUGUCCAUGACUGCCAACUGGUUCAGCAUUGGCCAUGUUUUCCUGGUCCUGGUCUUGUUCGGCAUAGUCGCCAUUGAGAUCGUCUACCUUAUCACUCUGAUCUCACGGUCCGAGGUCGCAGCGUUUUCGCUUUCUUUCCUGUUCAUGGCAAUCAUGUAUGUUGUUGCCGUGGUGUCCAUGGUUACUGUCGACGCUGCGAAGGACAAGGUUGCCUCGAACGGCAUCGCAUUUGGCCUUGGCCUCAUCUUCCCGGUAUUGAAUCUGUUCCGCUCGCUGGCAGUUGGUCUAAACACCUAUUCCAUUCGCUGCCAGGGUAGUGUAGAGAUUACCGAUCCAAGCUCGAUCUACGCUUACGGCGGGCCAAUUAUGCUUCUCAUCAUCCAGAUUAUUGGGUACGGUUGCUUCCUGCUCUGGGUUGAAGGGAGCACCUUUGCCUGGCUGGCAAUGGUGUUGAAGCCGAGGGUUGGGGGAGCCGACACAGACGACGAGAAGCAAGCAGGCAAGAGGAUGUCUGGCAGACCCGACGUCGACGCCGAGACAAAGCGAGUAGAGGAGACGGAGACGGAUCUGCUGCGCCUCCUCCACGUCACUAAGCAGUUUGGCAGCGGCGCGAAUGCCAACGUUGCCGUUGACAAUGUGUCGAUUGGUCUUCGCGAGGGCGAGAUCCUCGCCCUCCUCGGCCCCAACGGUGCCGGCAAGACGACGGCCAUCAACUGCAUCCGUGGCGACCUCAACCCGUCCCAGGGCCGUAUCCUGCUCGAGGGCGUCGACACGCACAAGGACGUCCGCCUUGCGCAGCAGCGCCUGGGCGUGUGCCCGCAGUUUGAUGCCCUCGACCUCCUCACCGUCCGCCAGCACCUCCGCUUCUACGCGCGCUGCAAGGGCGUCGACGACAUUGAGAACGACGUCAAGCAGGUCAUGGCGCAGGUUGGCCUGACUGUCCACGCUGACAAGCUGGGCUCCAAGCUCUCUGGCGGCAACAAGCGCAAGCUGUCCCUGGCGAUUGCGCUGCUCGGCGACCCCCCUGUACUUCUGCUCGACGAGCCCAGCUCGGCCAUGGACGCCGCCAGCAAGCGUGUGCUCUGGAAGGUCCUGCACGCCGUGGCCCCCGGGCGCAGCAUCCUCAUGACGACGCACAGCAUGGAGGAGGCCGACGCUCUGGCGACCCGCGCGGCCAUCGUGGCCAAGCGCAUGCUCGCCGUCGGGAGCACGCAGGAGCUGCGCAAGGCUCACAGCAACGAGUACCACGUCCACCUGAUCCUCAAGACCGCGCCCCUCUCGCCGGCCGACGAGAUGGCCGGCGUCGCGCGCUGGGUCGAGCAGACCUUCCCGGACAUCCACUUCGAGGGCGAGAACCUGGGCGGGCAGGUGCGCUUCAUCGUGCCCGCGGACACCCCGGUGCCCGAGCACGUUCAGCGGGCCGAGAAGCACCGGAGCUUUGUCCGGUACAUGAUUGACACGCUCGAGGCGCGCAAGGAGGAGCUCGGCCUCGACUGCUACACCAUCGGCGCGGCGACCAUGGAGAGCGUGUUCCUCAGCGUGGUCAAGGAGAGCGACGCCUGGGACGAGGAGGAGGACAAGAGGCGGCCGUGGUGGAAGAUGUUUGGCAAGACGAUUUGAUCCUUUUUUUUUUCUUUUGCUUGUCAAUUUUCUCCUCCGACUGGACGAUUUCCCUAGGAACAACAGGGGGAAGUGCGAGAUCCCGGAAAGUGCUCGGCGGAAGUCUUAAAAUCCUGAUUUGUUUAUGUUAGCUUUGCGCAUUGUGUAUGACCUUGUAAUUAUGCACCGAUACCACCAUCAUUGCCGUGGCGAACACGAUUCUUGCUUUCAAGUCCCCGUGGCUCUGUGUCCCCAUAAGUCACGCUCAAG